Messenger RNA from Tripterygium wilfordii, 1336 nucleotides. RefSeq names its product probable inactive purple acid phosphatase 16. Gene Ontology annotation, cellular component: cytoplasm. The record is from RefSeq and is a predicted model, not a curated record. Lineage: Eukaryota; Viridiplantae; Streptophyta; Magnoliopsida; Celastrales; Celastraceae. The coding region runs from base 44 to 1177 and encodes 377 amino acids. Gene Ontology annotation, molecular function: hydrolase activity, acting on ester bonds. The transcript is spliced from 5 exons.
AAAGUUUAAAACCCUCUGCGUCUCCAAAAAAACCGUUAAAACGAUGGAACGGACCCCAAAUUAUCAUAUGACGAUCUUGUCCCUCUUUGUCCUGCCAUUCAUCCACUUAAUCGUGACCGUCCAUUGUAAAACCCAACACACCGUUCUACGACAAUCGCCGCCGGAUGACCAGUUCAAGAUCGCAGUCUUCGCUGACCUGCAUUUCGGAGAGGCCGCGUCCACCGAUUGGGGCCCACAACAGGAUGUCAACUCUACCAAGGUCAUGUCUACUGUACUGGACCAUGAAACGCCCGAUUUGGUUGUAUACCUGGGAGAUGUGAUCACCGCCAACAACAUAGCAAUUCCGAAUGCAAGCUUGUAUUGGGACCAAGCUAUAUCUCCAACAAAGGCCAGGAACAUACCUUGGGCCAGUGUGUUUGGAAACCAUGACGACGCACCCUUUGAGUGGCCACUCGAGUGGUUCACAGGCACUGGAAUCCCUCCACUUCUGUGCCCUUCGGCCAAUUCAUCAUACCCAGUAGAGGAAGCAUGUAGCUACAGAGGCACACCUCGUUUGGAGCUGAUGAAACAUGAGAUAGAGCAUAAUGAAUUAUCAUUUUCCAAAAAUGGUCCCAGGGAUCUUUGGCCAAGUGUAUCCAACUACGUUUUCCCAGUCUCAUCCUCGAAAGAUCCAGAAUCAUCUGUGAUGUUCUUGUACUUUCUUGAUUCUGGGGGUGGUUCGUAUCCAGAAGUCAUAUCGAGUGCUCAAGCUGAAUGGUUCCGGCUUACAUCUCAAAAGCUCAACCCUGAUUUGAGGGUUCCUGAGAUAGUUUUCUGGCAUAUACCAAGCAAACAUUACAAGAAGGUGGCUCCAAAAUUUGGGAUACAGAAGCCUUGUGUUGGAUCAAUUAACAAGGAGAGGGUUGCUGCUCAAGAAGCUGAGACGGGUAUAAUGGAUAUUCUUGUCGAAAGGACUUCUGUGAAGGCUAUUUUUGUGGGACAUAACCAUGGAUUGGACUGGUGUUGCCCCUAUAAGAAGCUAUGGCUAUGCUUUGCUAGACAUACAGGUUAUGGUGGAUACGGAAAUUGGGCCAGAGGAGCUAGAAUUCUUGAGGUCAGUGAGCAGCCUUUCUCUAUUAAGACAUGGAUAAGGAUGGAAGAUGGUUCUGUACAUAGUGAACUUGUCUUGAGUUCUUGAAAUGUCACCUCCAACAGUAUGAAAAAGCAAUUUAUAGGGGGAGAGAAAAAGAAAAAGAAAAAGGAAACAUGUAAAUCUGUCUGUUUUAUUCGUUGAAUCUUUAAGAGAACUCACAAAUCUCUUUGUUAAUACAAGCACUUUUCAUGUUCUUCUCCUUCC